GUAACACCAACAUAUACAUAUAUAUUAUUAAUAUUAUAUUAUAAAUGUAUAUUAUUUUAAAUUCUAGGUUGGUGGACAUGAUGGUACUAGUUAUUUAAACAGUGUUGAAGUUUUUGAUGUCAGUAUUCAAAAAUGGAAAAUGGUAUCAAGUAUGUCUAUUAGAAGAAGUCAUUUUGGUGUUGGAGUACUCAAUAACCUCCUAUAUGCGGUAAAUACAUAUUUUAUUUUAAGUUUGUCAUCAAAUUAAUUUAAUUUAAAUUGUAUUGGUUGGAGGUUUUAAUGGGACAGUAUUGAAAUCUGUUGAAUGUUAUAAUCCCAGUGUAGACACAUGGACCCCAGUAGCAGAAAUGUCGGUAAAUCGCAAUGGUUUUGGUAUUAGAAUCUUGGAUGGUGUUAUGUAUGCUAUUGGUGGUAUUAAUGGGACAGUAGCUCAUAAAAGUGUUGAGAUUUAUAGACCAAGUACUGGAGUUUGGACACCUAUUGCUAAUAUGCAUUUGAGCCGACAUAAUCCUGGAGUAUUUACAUUAGACGGUCUAUUGUAUGUUAUUGGUGGAGAACAAAACUCUACUAUUUUGAACUCUGUAGAAAUUUACAACCCAGACACUAAUACUUGGUCAAUGGAAACUUUACCUGUAAGUGGUACCAAAAUUUAUGGUGCAGUUGUCGUCAAUAGGCCACCCUAUUUCAGAACUAAUUAGCAUGUGUAAAUUGUGUAAUGUCUUUUUGGUAUUUGUAAUAUAUACAUAUUUA
Messenger RNA from Acyrthosiphon pisum (pea aphid), 750 nucleotides. RefSeq names its product kelch-like protein 2. The record is from RefSeq and is a predicted model, not a curated record. The transcript has 2 exons. Gene Ontology annotation, molecular function: protein binding. Bases 348 to 698 code for a protein of 116 amino acids. Lineage: Eukaryota; Metazoa; Arthropoda; Insecta; Hemiptera; Aphididae.